This is a messenger RNA of Dalotia coriaria, 3286 nucleotides long. RefSeq names its product 5'-3' exoribonuclease 2 homolog. Gene Ontology annotation, cellular component: nucleus. The record is from RefSeq and is a predicted model, not a curated record. Gene Ontology annotation, molecular function: nucleic acid binding; zinc ion binding; 5'-3' RNA exonuclease activity. Gene Ontology annotation, biological process: nucleobase-containing compound metabolic process. NCBI's taxonomy places the organism in Eukaryota, Metazoa, Arthropoda, Insecta, Coleoptera, Staphylinidae.
CGGUGUUUCUGUCAGCACUGUAUAUUGUUUGCGGUUCUGAAAAUCCGCGUAUGCGGGUCGUGUGUGUUUUCAAUCUCAACAUCCGCCAUCGUUAAUGUAACAUCAUGUGUUUGAUUGUUUAACAACAAAGUUAAUAAUAUUACCGUGUCGUACCAUUAUACCUUACAUCCAAAAUGGGAGUCCCCGCAUUCUUCAGAUGGCUGACGCGCAAAUACCCUUCGGUAAUCGUACACUGCGUAGAGCAAAAAACCAUCGAUGUCAAUGGCGUUGAAGUACCCAUUGACGCUUCCGAACCGAAUCCCAAUGGGGUAGAGUUUGAUAAUUUGUAUCUUGACAUGAAUGGCAUUAUACAUCCUUGUACACAUCCUGAAGACAAGCCUGCCCCUCGCAAUGAAGAUGAAAUGAUGGUUGCUAUUUUUGAAUGUAUUGACAGAUUGUUUAAAAUUGUAAGACCUAGAAAAGUCCUGUACAUGGCUAUUGAUGGGGUUGCACCCAGAGCUAAGAUGAAUCAGCAGAGGUCAAGAAGAUUUAGGGCCUCUAAGGAAACUGUAGAGAAGAUCAAUGAAAUUGAAAGGACCAGGGCUGAGUUACUGUUAACUGGUGCCAAGUUGCCACCACCUAAACCUAAAGAGGAACAUUUUGAUUCUAAUUGUAUUACGCCUGGCACGCCAUUUAUGUCGCGCUUAUCACAAUGUCUGCAUUAUUAUGUACAUGAUAGACUUAAUAAUGAUCCUGGCUGGAAGGAUAUUAAAGUUAUUUUGUCAGAUGCAAAUGUUCCAGGGGAGGGAGAACAUAAGAUCAUGGAUUACAUUAGGAAACAAAGAGCUCAACCAGAUCAUGAUCCAAACACUCAGCAUUGUCUUUGUGGAGCUGAUGCUGAUUUAAUCAUGUUAGGACUGGCAACACACGAGCCGAAUUUCACGAUUAUUCGAGAGGAACUUAAGAUGAAUCAGCCAAGGCCUUGUGAAUUGUGUGGACAAUUAGGCCAUGUAAUGAAAGACUGUGUUGGACUAGAAUCGGUUGAAUCAGACGUUCCGGUUGCGUUUGGUUCAGAAAACGAAUUUAUAUUCGUUCGCCUUAAUGUUCUCAGAGAGUAUCUUGAACGAGAUUUGGUGAUGCCCAAUUUGCCAUUCCCGUAUGAAUUUGAGCGAGUGAUUGACGACUGGGUGUUUAUGUGCUUUUUUGUGGGCAAUGAUUUCUUGCCGCAUUUACCGAGUCUGGAGAUUCGUGAGGGAGCUAUUGAUCGUCUCAUUACUCUUUACAAGGAAGCUGUGUACAAAACUGGCGGUUGGUUAACUAACAGCGGCGAUGUAAAUCUAGAACGCGUCCAACUUAUCAUGAGCCAACUGGGAAAAGCCGAAGAUGAGAUAUUCAAACGCAGACAACAAAAUGAAUUGAACUUCAAGGCCAGAAAUAAAGCAAAGAAACGCCGCGAACGCGGAUCGUUCAAUCAAAACAGACCCAAUUGGUCUUUAGUACGCGGCACCCAGUUUGCACCCACCGAAGUGGGAAAAGCGCAAACAUUAACAAAUGUUCGACACGAAGCUUACGCCAUGCGAAAGGCGGGUAUGCACACGGAGGCGAAAUUGCAGAGCACCAACGCGCAGGAUGCUUUAGAAUCGAUGCUUAUACCAACUGACGGCAAGCCGGCUGAAGAACAACAGGAACAAUCACGACGAGCACCCAAGCGAGCGCAUGAUGAUAGUGACGACUCAGAAGAUGAUCAAGCUCACGACGAAGUCAGAUUGUGGGAGUCUGGCUUCAAAGACCGUUACUACGAGAGUAAGUUUGAUGUCACACCGGAUAACUUGGAGUUUAGGUAUAACGUCGCUUUGCAUUACGUAAAGGGCUUAUGCUGGGUUCUAAGGUAUUACUAUCAAGGUUGCGCGUCGUGGAAGUGGUAUUUUCCGUAUCAUUAUGCGCCGUUUGCUUCUGAUUUCGUUAAUAUUUCCGGACUUAGUACUGAAUUCGAAAUGGAUACUAAACCAUUUAACCCAUUGGAGCAACUUAUGGGGGUGUUUCCUGCCGCUAGUUCUAAGCAUGUGCCUGAACCAUGGGCCGAACUCAUGAGUGAUCCCGAAUCGACAAUUAUUGAUUUGUAUCCAGAAGAUUUCAAGAUUGAUCUUAACGGUAAGAAGUUUGCAUGGCAAGGAGUCGCAUUACUACCAUUCGUCGAUGAGGAGCGCCUUUCUGCGCUGAAGCCUUAUUAUAAAAAGUUGACUACUGCUGAGAAGCUGCGAAACAUUCGUGGUGACGAUCGACUGUAUCUAUCAGUUGAUAAUAAGUCGCAUUCGGUAUUAAAAGCUGUCUACGAUCAAAAUCUCGAUUCUGAUGCGGAGAUUCAAGUGAGUAUCGAUGGUAUGCAAGGGACUAUUCUCAGCUCGGACGUAAAUAUCGAAAUUGGAGGCAUGUUGCCAUCGCCCAUUAAGUGCCUGCCAGCUCUGGAGGAUAACUCGGCUUGCUGCGUGCGUUUCCGCGAUCCGAAGUAUACGCGAGGAUUUGUUUUUCCUGCUGAGCGUCUAAAGGGCGCAAAAACGCCUCCGCGUGUGCUUAAACCGGAGGAUUUGGAUGAACAAUCGAAUAGGAACUGGAGACCGCAGUUGGGCAUGGCACCCGCCACGCAAAGGGCGUUUGUGUCGGACGCCGGACAUCGCUUCCUCAAUCAUCACGCUCCGCGCAACUUCCAGAACCAGGGGAAUUACAAGCAGCGGCAAGACAAUUACGGCGGCCAGGGAGGCUACAAUAACCGCCAUAAUCAAGGCGGUAAUAAUUAUUCUUCCGGCGGGUACCAAAGCGGGGGAUACUACCAUCAGCAAAACAGCUACGGCGGCGGCGGAGGCGGUGGCGGGGGUUACAACAAUCGCAACAACAGUUACGACUCGAAUUGGAGGGAUAACAAUCGCGGUCAAUCCAACCAGCACGGCGGCGGUGGUGGACAAGGCCAGGGUGGCUCUCAGAGGGGUCGCUUUGGUGAUAAGCGAGGAGGUCGUGGGGGUUACAACGGUGGAGGCGGCGGAGGCGGCUACCAAAGUACUGGCUAUCGUCGGUAGGACGAUAUCAAAUGAUGAAAAUAUCGUGUUCUUAUCAGAUAUUUGAUGAUUGUACAAAUUAAUUAAGCGAUUAAUUACUAUGUACGCUUAAUUCACGCAUAUUUCUAGUUAAAAGCAAUUCAUUUGUAAUUAUUAUUAUUUUUUAUAAAUAAUAUUAUUAUAUGGUGUCGAUUUCAAUUUUAUACGCUGUGUCUGUUCAAGGAAAAAGAUUCACAAGUAAAUUCUGUAUUAUUUAA